CCACCCCAACAACCCCAACAACACCAACAACAAUUAGUUAUUCGUCACGUCCCCCCUUCUAUACGUGUUUUUGAACCUUCAAUGUCCAGUCCACUAACAACAACAACAUCUUCCUCUUCUUCCUCCUCUUCAAUUCCUUUUUCUUCUUCCCCUUCAUUAAAUAAUUCAAAUAAUUUAAAUCCUCUCCUUCUUCUUCCCCAACAACAACAAUACCCAAUUUCUUCCCCAAUUUCAACAAAAAUACUUCAAAUACCUUUACAACAACCACAACAAUAUCCCCCUCAACAAUUUGAUCAAUUAGUUGCUUUAGCACAUUUUCAACAAAUGUUGGAAAGAAUUAAAGCUUCGGAAACAGCCAAAGCUUCUCAAUUAUUAGAAAAUAAUUCGUUAAUAAUUCAAUACAAAAUUCUGAAUUAA
Meloidogyne enterolobii is the source of this 417-nucleotide messenger RNA. Lineage: Eukaryota; Metazoa; Nematoda; Chromadorea; Rhabditida; Meloidogynidae. The record is from the annotation of a GenBank genome assembly.